Doryrhamphus excisus (bluestripe pipefish) is the source of this 3224-nucleotide messenger RNA. It is a transcript of the gene afg3l2, whose product is annotated as AFG3-like AAA ATPase 2. Gene Ontology annotation, biological process: mitochondrial protein processing. Lineage: Eukaryota; Metazoa; Chordata; Actinopteri; Syngnathiformes; Syngnathidae. Gene Ontology annotation, cellular component: membrane; m-AAA complex. Gene Ontology annotation, molecular function: ATP binding; ATP hydrolysis activity; ATP-dependent peptidase activity. The record is from RefSeq and is a predicted model, not a curated record.
CCCCGAGAUUCUUUUUAAGGAUCAAGUUUGAAAUCGUAAAGUUUCUAAUCCCCACACUGCAAUUACAGACUGGAUUCGUUUCUACCGUCUUUAUUCAGGCAGCUUAAUUUUCUAAUUCCGGUCACUUCAGCCUGGAUUGUAGUCGGCGUUGCUGAAUACAGAUGACUUGUGGGAAGUGUAGUUCAUAAUAGUUUGAGAACAGGGAUAAACGACACAUUCUGUAAGCGAAAAACGCAUGACUGUGUGUGUUUGUUUCCGAUAGAGGGCGCUGCGAACAGUUGAGCAUUUCUCCCACGAAGAAGACGAAUAUGUAAACGAAGAAGAAGCCGCCUAGUGUAGUAACAUGGGGGGAGUAGAAUGACUCCAGAACGUCGCUGUUGAACCUGAGCUGUUUUAUAAGUCGCCGUCCUUGUUCCGGCUUCGUCGGUCAGUGUGACAAUGGCUCACCGCUACUUGCAGCUGUCGGCGGGCUGCAUGAACACUUUGAGACUUUUUAUGGCACCUUCUUUCGCCACAAGAAGGCUGGUGACAAGACAGGCGGUGAGUGGGCGGAGCCUGCUGAGUGAGCUGCUGGUGGCAUGCAGGAGUCUAACCUCCAAACCACCUAAAGGAUUUGAGAAGUAUUUUCCUGACAGUCAAAAAAACUCCAAAGAGAGCCACUCCGAAGGCAAAGACACCAAAGCUGCCGAUGCUCCAAGAGCGACGGGAAAGUCCGAAGGAGGAGGGACUGGGGGAGAAGGAUCAGGAAGUGGUGGGGGAGGAGGAAAACAAGGAGGUCGAAAGGAAUCACACUGGUACAGCCGCUUGCAGAAGGGAGACAUUCCUUGGGAUGAGAAGGAGUUCCGGAUGUACUUCCUGAGUGGAGUGGCCUUCUGGACUGCCGUCACUUACUACUUCCUUUUCAGAGAUGGAGGCAGAGAGGUCACGUGGAAGGACUUUGUCAACAACUUCCUGUCAAAAGGAGUGGUGGACAGGUUGGAGGUUGUCAACAAGCGUUACGUCAAAGUGCUUUUCGCUCCGGGGAAGGCGCCAGCAGAGGGGUACGUGUGGUUCAACAUCGGCAGUGUGGACACUUUUGAACGGAACCUGGAGAGCGCCCAGUACGAGCUCGGCAUCGAGGGCGAGAGCCGCCUCCCUGUGGUUUAUUCCACCGAGAGUGACGGGACCUUCUUACUGAGCAUGCUCCCCACUGCUCUCAUAAUUGGAUUCCUGCUCUUCAUGCUGCGGCGCGGUCCGGCAGCAGGAGGCCGUCCAAGCCGAGGCAUGGGCGGCCUGUUCAGUGUCAGCGAGACCACUGCCAAAAUCCUGAAGGAUGAAAUUGAUGUCAAGUUCAAAGACGUCGCCGGUUGCGAAGAAGCCAAGUUGGAGAUUAUGGAGUUUGUCAACUUCCUGAAGAACCCCAAACAGUACCAGGACCUGGGUGCUAAAAUUCCCAAGGGCGCCAUCUUGACUGGGCCCCCGGGGACAGGAAAGACUCUUCUGGCCAAGGCAACAGCGGGCGAGGCCAAUGUGCCCUUCAUCACUGUCAACGGCUCCGAGUUCUUGGAAAUGUUUGUGGGUGUGGGCCCCGCCCGGGUCAGAGAUCUGUUUGUCAUGGCAAGGAAGAAUGCGCCUUGCAUCCUCUUCAUCGAUGAAAUUGAUGCUGUGGGCCGUAAGCGGGGGCGGGGAAACUUUGGGGGUCAGAGUGAGCAGGAGAACACGUUGAACCAGCUUCUAGUCGAGAUGGACGGGUUCAACACUGCCACCAACGUGGUGGUCCUGGCAGGAACCAACCGACCGGACAUCUUGGACCCAGCACUGCUGAGGCCCGGGCGUUUCGACAGGCAGAUAUACAUCGGUCCUCCUGACAUUAAGGGACGAGUGUCCAUCUUUAAAGUCCACCUGCGUCCUCUUAAACUGGACCCCGUCAUGGAUAAAGACGCCCUGGCCCGCAAGAUGGCGGCACUCACACCUGGUUUCUCCGGCGCCGACAUUGCUAACGUUUGUAACGAGGCGGCUCUCAUCGCCGCUCGACACCUUUCUGAUGCCAUCGAGCAGAAGCACUUUGAGCAGGCCAUCGAGAGAGUUAUCGGAGGCCUAGAGAAGAAGACCCAGGUUCUUCAGCCUGAGGAGAAGAAGACUGUGGCCUAUCACGAGGCCGGCCACGCCGUCGCUGGCUGGUUCCUGGAGCAUGCCGACCCCCUGCUAAAGGUGUCCAUCAUCCCCAGGGGGCGGGGCUUGGGUUAUGCACAGUACCUGCCCAAAGAACAGUUUCUGUACACCAAGGAGCAGCUGAUGGACCGGAUGUGCAUGACGCUGGGAGGACGAGUGUCAGAGGAGAUCUUCUUCGGCAGGAUCACCACCGGAGCACAGGACGAUCUCCGCAAGGUCACCCAGAGCGCCUAUGCCCAGAUUGUCCAGUUUGGGAUGAAUCCCAAGGUCGGCCAGGUGUCAUUUGAUUUGCCCCGGCAGGGAGAGAUGGUUCUGGAGAAACCUUACAGUGAGGCCACGGCACGCCUUAUCGAUACAGAGGUCCGGAGCCUCAUCAGUGAGGCCUACAAGAGAACUCAGCAACUUCUGAGUGACAAAAAGGACGAGGUGGAAAAGGUGGCCUUGCGGCUGCUGGAGAGGGAAGUUCUGGACAAAAACGAUAUGAUAGAGCUGCUGGGGAAACGCCCGUUCACGGAAAAGUCAACGUAUGAGGAGAUGGUAGCUGGAACGGGAAGCGAGGACGAGGACACCACACUGCCUGCGGGACUCAAGGACUGGAACCGGGAGAGAAAGGACAAGGAGGAGAGCCAGGAUGAGCAAGUUGCCCACCAGAUCUCUGGAGGAAUGCCCUUCUAGAACCACGUCGGGCAUGGACUUAUCUCCCUCUAAAGGCGAAGAAUCCUUUCAUCGUCCCAAGGAAGUCUGUUCUAGAUCUAAGUUCUGAUGUCUUUUGCUAAAUGAGUGAACACAAAAGUACACAGGUUGUGAUCCAAAGCAGUAACGAGCUCUAGAACCCAAAAGAACCUUUCAAACUGAGCGGUUGCACUGGGAAGGUUCUACUUGAUAGUUUUGAAGUGGAAGAGGAGAACAUGUUAAUUUAUUAAUUAGCAUGAUGCUAAUGCUGUUUCAGUGAGAUUUGCGAACCAAACCUUUUGCAAACAGAGGACUAAUCACAUGUUCCUGAAACAUGCUAACCGAUGUUGUAAUAUACAUGAUCAAUUAUUUGUCAAUCAUUAAACGCUUCAAGAAAGCAA